Molecule: messenger RNA, 2411 nt
Organism: Drosophila bipectinata
Lineage: Eukaryota; Metazoa; Arthropoda; Insecta; Diptera; Drosophilidae
Gene: cyr
Product: cypher
Source: RefSeq, a predicted model, not a curated record
GGUCGGUGGCACACCGGCAAUGCAUUGCAUCUGCAAACUCGGUGGCGCGCGCUCGUCUUCAGCUCGAGUGUUAGUAAGCUUAGCUCGUUUUCUUCAAUAUUUUUUUUUUUUUUUGCAAAUUAUUUGAUUCUUGCUUUGGCAUCCGAGAGCGUGUGAAGCUCGUGCAUGCGUAAUUGGUGUUUAUUAACCAAUUUAAAAAAGUUGCGGUUCUACCUCGAGGUUGUGCAAGAUUUAAUUUUAUUUUUGUUUCUGUGUGAAAAUUAAACGGCAGCUUAUAAAGGAUUCUGACGGGAAUCUAACAUCCUUCUGAAAGGAUUUGAUCGUAAAGUGAAAGGAUACGAUUACGAGAUAGGAUUACAUCCGCAAAGGUCAGACUAGAUUCUUGGCCAACUCGGAGUAGGUCAAUUAAGACAGGCAACAGUCAGCAGGCAGCAGGCAGCAGGCGGCAGGCCGCAGGUGUUGCAGUGGCAACAACAGCAACAUCAUCAACAAGUGGCAUCGUUUUGCGGUUAUUUUCGCAUCGUUCAUCGGCGGGCGGGUCUGGGCCGGGAACGGGAAAUCGGAAACAUGUUCUUCUUCUUUACUGGCCACCACCGAUCCCCCAAUACGAGUCCCGGCUGCCUCCACUGGCUACGACUGAUGGCCGUUGUCGGAGUGCUGCAUCUGCCGCAGUUUGUGUGUCAUGCUGGCUGGGCAACCAGAACGCCAGUCAACGCCAUCGACGCCUCCUCCUCAACCUCCUCCACCGCCACUGCCCCCUCCAAUUCUAUGCAAAUCCAUGCACUCCAAGUCAACUGCAGUCGGGAUCUCCUCGAGAUGCAGCUGGAACUGAGCCGUCCAUUUCGGGGCCUGCUCUAUGCCAAGGAUUUUCCGCUCGAAUGCCGCACUCGCGGUCUGGACUCCACCCACCUGAACCUCCGUAUCCCCACCUCCGGCUGUGGGGUUCGAGCCGAGCCCUUGGAUGAUGGUAGUAUGGAGUACUCGGUCCGGGUAAUGCUCCAAAUGGAGCAGAAACUGCGUCAGAGCACCGACAUCCUCAGUUCCGUGAGAUGUCAGCUGCCGGCCACCGAAAUGGGCAUGUCGCUGCCCUCCUGGCGAGCGGAAAAUGGACGCGAAAGAAAUGCAAGAAUGCGGGCCUUGGCCGCCGCCACAGGUGGUGCCCCAGCUCCUGCCCAACAUAUGGAGACGCCACGUGUCAGGAUAUGGCUAGAACUGGGCGGUCCUAAUGGCACCGGCUCCGUUGAGGUUGGCGUGGCCACCACCCUGACCGUGCGCGCCAUCGUUCCGGGCACGAUCGGAGUGCGGGUGGUGGACUGCGCCGCCCUGGACGGACUGGGAGAGUCCUCGCAGCAGCUUCUCGACGCCCGGGGCUGUCCCAUUGACGAGCAGGUAAUGCCCGCCCUUCACACCCACCACCGGCCGGCGGAGGAGGGCUGGUCAAAGCAGCUGGAGGAAGACCUGGUCGAGCGGACGUUCGCCGCCACAUUUCCCGCCUUCAAGUUCCCGGAUCGAGAGCGGCUCCACGUCAGCUGUGGCGUGCAGCUCUGCAAGGGGAAGUGCCCGUCGCUUAAUUGCCGACAGAAGAGUCCGGGACAGGCGCCGCCAUCCCUCAGUGCGGAUCAGCACCUGGCACGGAUCGAGGUCUUCAAUUCGCUGGCCGUGACAGCUCCCCAGAUCGAGGUGGACCGUCUCCGGUACGACAGGCGCCACAACAUGAGCCACGGAGAUGAUUAUCCAGCGAAUCUGCGUGGACAAGUCCUACCGGGCGAGGGCACCCUCUGCCUCUCCAUCUCUAAGCUGGCCAUUUCCUUCUGUGUCCUGGGACUGAUCUUCCUGGUGGCCGUGGUGGUAGCUAUUUUCUCGCUGAUACGGGCACGUCGACGAGAGCGGCGCCACGGCAGUGGACUGAGGUUGGGCCUUGGACUGGGACUUGGAAUCGCGGGAACGACGAGCACGUCGAACAGCAGUAGCCGGUUGCACCGGGAUCGGGCCGACAUCUGCACCUCCAUGUUCUCCUCGAGUAGCGAGUCGGCACAGUCGCAGACCCGGUUCGGCGGCAAGUUCCUGAUGCCCUACUACCCCAAUACCCUGCCCUACGGACGGGUCUAUUAGCCCGAGAUCCCAAACGAGGAAGGGGCCUCCCAGAAGAGACUGACGAACGUUCGUCUAACGAGCGUUCGUGUGGUACCAAAAUAAGGUCUAACUUAACUAUUCCUAACUAUAAAUGUUUGCCCGAAAGGAUCUUGAAAUCGUUUUGUUUGCCGCCCAAAAUGUGUUUUAAUAUCUUUUCGGUUUAGUUUUUAAGUCGCAACUGAACAAAACGAAAUAAUCAACGAAUUCAAAACUACAUAAUUAAAUAUACCACCUAAGAUAUAUGUUUUUUUGUUUACUACUUUAAAUAAAAAUAUAUU